Molecule: messenger RNA, 2040 nt
Organism: Hemibagrus wyckioides
Lineage: Eukaryota; Metazoa; Chordata; Actinopteri; Siluriformes; Bagridae
Exons: 2
Coding region: 175-1704 (509 amino acids)
Source: RefSeq, a predicted model, not a curated record
CAGAAUCCCUCAUAUUCCUAAUGUAUGUAGUGCACUAUGUAGGGAAUUAAUAGGAAUUAGACAUUCCGCCUAGAGUGGUACCCUACCACCUCACCCCCACCGACAUUUUGGGAGUCAGAAUAUAAAUAUUCUCACUGUAUGCCUUCAUGAUUUCGUCUUUUUGGUGUGCUUAAUAUGGUUCACACGUGCGUGGUGGCAGGGUGUCGGAACAGGAGGACUCCCGGUACCGCGUUAUCCUUCUACAGGUUUCCGCGUGAUCCGGAGAGGAAGCAGCGCUGGAUUGCUGCUGUGAAUCGUAAGGGCUGGGUGCCAAACGAGGGCAGCAGACUCUGCAGUAACCACUUCAUUUCAGGUAAACAAGUGAAGAAUCCCAGAUCUCCUGACUACAUCCCUUCGGUUUUCACCUCUGCUACACUAUCCUCAGACAUUAAAGAAGCACACGCCUUUGAGCCAUAUGACAAACAAGAAGCACAAGUUGAGGCUGCAAAUGCCUUACUUUUCCUACAAGGUCAGGGACGUUUUAAUGAAGGCCAUAUUCAUAGCCAAUGCCAAGGUGAGCCAGAAAGCACAUCCUCUUGUGUGAACAGUGAUGAUGAAAGAAAAGAUAUUGAAGUGAUGGAAGAAAGUGAAAAUGAGAGCAAAGAAGAAGAUCUACCCAGAAACCGCUUCACAAAGUCUAUCAUUUAUGAGGCCAAAGUAAAUGCCCUGAAGAAAGAGAAUAUGAAACUGAAGGAGUCCUUAGAGAAGAUGUCUCUCACUGAAGCCUCAUUUCGGAAUGAUCCAGAAAAGGUUCAGUUCUACACAGGAUUACCAAACUAUUUUGUCUUCGAGACGGUAAUGUGGCUUCUUGUGCCGCAUAUGAAAGGGGACAAAAAUGCAAAGCUUACAAAGUUCCAACAGUUACUUUUGACUUUAAUGAGACUUAGACUUGAUCUUAGGAAUCAGGACUUGGCUUACCGUUUUGGAGUUAAAGUUUCCACAGUAACCAGGACUGUCCAUCGAAUCAUCAACAUAAUGUUUACCAUGCUGGUUCCCACUGCUGUGUUCUGGCCGUCUAGAGUGGAGCUCCGGAAAAACUUGCCAGAAGCUGUGAAGUGUACGUAUCCAGACUGCGCUGUGAUCAUAGACUGUUUUACAGUAUCCCUUGAAAAAGCAGUCAGUAUAGAUACACAUCGUCAAGCUGCCAGAGCAACAAGAGAGAUGACCAAUCAAUCAUCACAGUCUGUGUUUGUCAGUGAACUCAAAUACGUUAUUGGUGUUGCCCCCCAGGGGGCGGUCAUGUUCGUCUCCAGAGGAGCACCUGGCAACAUUAGUGAUAAGACUCUAGUCGAGAGUUGUGGCCUCCUUCAUAAGCUCCUGCCUGGAGAUGUGGUUCUGGCAGAACGGGAUUUUGGCAUUAAGGACUUGGUAGGUGCUCACAGAGCUGAGCUCAUGCUCACUAGUAGCGAACUAAAUGAGCUUAACCAGAGUAACCAGGACACAAGAGAAGAUGCUUCACUGGCUACUACAGAGAGACUUCACGUGAAUAAGCACGUGGAGCGGGUGAUACAAAUGGUCAAAAAGAGAUAUUCUAUGCUGACUGGACCAGUGGAGAGCGCUUUUACAGUCAUUGAUCGUAGCACCAAUGUGACCACUUUCGACAAGAUGGUACAGGUUGCAUGUGCCUUAAAUAACCUGUGUAUUUCUGCUGUUCCACUUGACUGACUUGCAUCCUAGAAUAUGGAAAGCAUCAGGAGGAUACAUAACGUUACUCAAGGGAUCACAUAGAAUCACAUAUUGUAACCAUUUCAGUUGUUUCUGUUCAUACUGAGCCUCUUGUUUUAUUCUGUGACAUGAUGUGGGAGGGUGAAGGCUGCACAUUGCAUGAAAAGUCUAACUUGUCAUCUAUCUAAACCACUAUCUAACUAUGAACGUUUAGCACCUGGCACAUGGAUCAUAGUGAAAAUAUGUAUUCUCUAACUAGAACAUGUCCUGUAGUUUCUGGCAAAAAAAAGUGCACCUAAUCCAUGCAUUAAAUCCUGCCAUUGAAUUUGUUUGCAA